GGUCUUGUCAAUGUCGGCGGCUAGUUUGCUCCACUGACCACAGCUUCGAGUUCUCUCAAUUGUAUCCUUGCGAUAGAGAACACAUCGCCAACUUCUCGUCUCCUUGACAAGUCUGACAACAAACACCAAAGGUUGUCGUACGCAGCAAAUCAGCUGUCGUCGGAACAGGUCCACUUAUGUACCAUCUCCGUCAAAUGUCUUUCCUUCUCGAGGAAAGAUGAACGGGCAUGAUGGACGUUGUUGGGAAGAAACGCUAGCGCUUCCUGUCGUCAAGGUAUCCGCCUUAUCCCAGCCGUCUGCAAACAGUCGUGGAAAGUUUCUCCGUGGGUCUCCCCUGAUUCGCUGGUGAUGGCAGGCGGAAGCGAGGCAAGGGCUAUAUAAGCUUGCCGUGGGUGGUCAGUUACCCUUUGCUUCUGCCCCCUUCCCCACUCGAGCCCACUUCUUCCUUUGUUCACGAGCAGGUCUCGCAAGCCCUAGUUACCUUCCUCUUACUACCACUUGAAGUUACACUCCUUGUUUUUCCUGCUCGUCCGAUUUUGCAAGACCUUUCUUCGUCCUCAACCUUUUCACUCCACUUGAACGUUUUUGAACCUUUCUUUCGACGAUCUUUUAUAUCAAAAUGCGUUUCUCUAUCACCGCCGCUGUUCUCUCUGCUCUCCCUCUCCUCGCCUCGGCCGCCAACCAGACCAUCAUGGUCGGUGCCAACAAUGGCUUGACCUUCGACCCUCCUAGCGUCAACGCCAGCGUCGGCGACACCCUCACGUUCCAGUUCAUGUCCAAGAACCACACUCUCACACAAUCCACCUUCGCUGCACCUUGCUCGAACAUCUCCGCCUCCGGUAUCGAUUCCGGUUUCCAGGCCGUGGCCACCAACGCGACCUCCAUCCCCUCGUUCUCGUUCACCGUGAACGACACCUCCGCGCCCAUGUGGUUCUACUGUCGCCAGACUGGCCACUGCGCAAAGGGAAUGGUCUUCGCCGUUAACCCCACCGCCGCCAAAUCCUUCGACGCCUUCCAACUCGCCGCGAACAGCACAGGCUCCACCGCCUCCACCUCCGCCUCCGCUUCUGGCUCGGCCGCAUCCGCAUCCAGCACGGCUGCCACGACCGCUGCCAACGGCGCGAUGAGCCACGGCGUCCGGGCGGGCGCGGUACUGAUGGGCUUGGGUGUCGUUGCUGGCUUGGUCCUCUAA
Stereum hirsutum FP-91666 SS1 is the source of this 1192-nucleotide messenger RNA. Its product is annotated as Cupredoxin. The record is from RefSeq and is a predicted model, not a curated record. The transcript has 5 exons. Lineage: Eukaryota; Fungi; Basidiomycota; Agaricomycetes; Russulales; Stereaceae. The coding region runs from base 620 to 1192 and encodes 190 amino acids.